Rosa chinensis is the source of this 1171-nucleotide messenger RNA. RefSeq lists its product as uncharacterized. The transcript is spliced from 10 exons. NCBI's taxonomy places the organism in Eukaryota, Viridiplantae, Streptophyta, Magnoliopsida, Rosales, Rosaceae. Bases 101 to 1171 code for a protein of 356 amino acids. The record is from RefSeq and is a predicted model, not a curated record.
AGCUAAUAACUAGAAGCUUUGAAAUAUGCACCAUCAAACACAAUUUUAGAGAAACACCGUUCAUCAUACGACACACUCCGCCACUCUGCGUCUCUCUGUCAUGGCAAUUGCAGCUGCUUCUUCUCUUCCCUUGGGUCAUUCGCAUUGCCACUCAUGCCACACAGAAGGAGUUUGUUGUUCGACAAGACAUGGGAUCUCAAGCAGUUGGAUGAAACCUCCUUUUGAUGGUCGAAGAUACCCUGAUCCUCUGGGUGUAAGUUUGAAGUGCAGGAAUCCGUUAGUUGGACCAACACAAUUCCACUGGCUGUCUAUUGGACAUGGUCUUUGCCUUUCCAAAGUUUCGGUUGCUGCGGAUUUCUCAGAUUCUGCUCCUGAAUCUUCUAGUUAUAUGACUAACCAGGGUUAUCAUCCUCUUGAGGAGUUGAAAGCGUGCAAAAUGGUCCGAGACACUAAACUCACCUCUGCUGAAAUAGCAAGAACAACAGUCGAGGCUAACGACAGUGCUUUGCUGGUUUUCCCUGGGAAGAUACACUCUGAACCACAUGAACAAAUUUCUUGGGCUGAGUUUCAAUAUGUUAUCGACGAUUAUGGAGAUUUAUAUUUUGAACUGUUUGAUGAUGCGAACAUAUUAGAAGAUCCUACAGCAAGUAACCCUGUGAAUGCUUUGUUUGGAAUGGAUAUCCCUACACACAACAAUGGAAGAAUAGCUGGAGGAUUCAGCAUUCUAGAUGACCAGAACAGUGACGAUAUUCCUUUUGAUGAUCAUUAUCUAGAGGUUGUACAAUCUGAAGCUUUUGAUGUUCUGGACUGGGAGAUACCUGAUGCUUCUACCUUGAUUCAUCCCAUUUAUUUUGCAAAGUGCUUAACAAAGGCCAUCAAUAUCAGACAUGACCGGAAAAUGGAUCACCCAUCAAAUGGUGUUUCUAUUUUAGGAUGCCUCAUACCUGCAUUUGCUGAUGAAGAAUUUUAUGUAAGAAGACUAUUUCAUUAUGAGGAUAGUGACUAUUACAACUCGGAUGAGAAAGAUGGAAAAGGAGUGAGCAUUAGUUCCAAAAGUGACCGAAGCAAGAAUUGCUUAGCACUCUACCGGUUGGAGAUAAUGAGAAUAGAGUUGUUCUCAGUAUAUGGUGUUCAGUCCAAAAAGAUGUUGCCUGUGUUUUAUGCUGGCUAA